AUGAUGUCUGCAAGCCUGGCAGAUCGCCCUACUGCCAGAGAUGCCUUGGACUACACCUGGUUAAUACCAAUGCUGCAGGACUCGCUGCCAGACCAGACUGCUCCAGCUAUCCAAGAUACAGCCAUGACGGCCACUGCUCCGAAACAGCAAAUACCAUCCACCACCCAAAACGUCUUGCACCCGGGUAAGAUUGACUUGACGCCUGGUGCCCCGAAACAUAGCUCCAGGACAGAAAGGGCACAGCAAAUGCAAACCAGUCUGGGUAUCGACGGCGACACAUACAAGCAGCUCAUAGAUACUCUGAAUAAUGCAAAACUGACUGAAUCACCAAAUCCUAUUACGAACUCCAGCCAACUUUACAACGGCCAUCCAACCGCAGACACCGAAUCAAUCGCCCCGUCCCGAUCCAGCGAAUCUCAAUCCAGCGAACUCGCCUUCCACGCUUCUCAUACUCAAAGAAUCUCAGAGAAACCCACAUCGGUUGACCUACCCUCAUAUAACCGUCGCAGAUCCGACGCAGCUCCAAUCCCAAUCUCCGAGCUCUCGCAUGUAACCCCCGUGGUGGAAAGUCCGACUUCGAGAAGCCCGAGCACAAGUAUCAAGAAUGGCUCAGACCGGUUUUCGGAAAAGAUUAGAAGGGCAUCUCGCAGUAUUAUGCCGAAGCCAAAUCGACGUUCCCAAGAUCAUGCGCCGACUUCGCCCAUUUCUCCCAAUCCAAGGUAUCUACGCUUUACAUAG
Penicillium mononematosum is the source of this 738-nucleotide messenger RNA. RefSeq lists its product as uncharacterized. The transcript has a single exon. NCBI's taxonomy places the organism in Eukaryota, Fungi, Ascomycota, Eurotiomycetes, Eurotiales, Aspergillaceae. The coding region runs from base 1 to 738 and encodes 245 amino acids. The record is from RefSeq and is a predicted model, not a curated record.